AGAAAAAAGUGAAGUGGGUCAUUGCCUUAUCCUGUCAAAGAUUGUAGAAAAACUGAAGAAAGAAAUUCGGAUUUGGGCAAAUCUAAAACCGUUUGAAAACAUUCACUCCAAAGUUUAAGCACCAACAUGGCGAGAGUCGUGGUGCUACAGAAGCAAGGCCACCCUUCUUUCUCCAUCCUCUCUUUUUCUGUCUCUGACUUCGAUGGGGCCAGACUACACAACCAUAUUUCUUGGGAUCGCACUCCCCUGCCGAAAGCGGCACUUCAAGUCACAGCAUCAAGAUUCCCUGUCAAAGAUAGUCGUCAGACUAAGACUUUUGCAGUUCCAAGGAGGAAUACAAUGGCAUUGAUCUUGUCAAGUUAUAUCUUCUCAGAAUUUUCUUAUUGCAACUUCGCAUUUGCUCAAUCAUCUAUUGGAUUCAAGGAAUACAUAGAUACCUUUGAUGGUUAUACCUUCAAGUAUCCUCAAAACUGGAUUCAAGUUCGAGGGGCUGGAGCUGACAUAUUCUUCAGGGAUCCUUUUGUUCUUGAUGAAAAUGUUUCUGUGGAAAUGUCAUCACCAUCAUCCUCCAGGUACAAGACUGUUGAAGACUUGGGUCCACCAGAAGAAGCUGGAAGGAAAGUACUUAAGCAGUAUCUUACAGAGUUCAUGUCUACAAGACUUGGCGUCAGGCGUGAAUCCAACAUUAUUUCCACAACAUCCAGAGUUGCUGAUGAUGGGAAGCUAUACUAUCAAGUGGAGGUAAACAUAAAGUCAUAUGCAAACAACAAUGAGUUGGCUGUGAUGCCACAAGAUCGACCUGUUAGUUUGGAAUGGAAUCGCCGUUAUCUUUCAGUUCUGGGAGUUGAGAACAACCGGUUAUAUGAGUUGAGAUUACAGACACCAGAAAAUGUAUUUGUAGAAGAGGAAAGUGAUCUUCGCCAAGUUAUAGACUCCUUCAGAGUAAACAAGGUAUCUGCUUGAUCAAUCUGAGAUACCAAGAAGUCUCCCUGACAUUUGGUGAUUCAAUUCAAGGGUCUUUACAACGAUAGUUCUUUUGUUCAAGUGUACCUGAGAUUGUAUUUUCUGUAACAUUCGUAGACCUUUCAUUUGGGGAAAUUGCUAUAAAACAGUGAAUCACUUUCUUUUUGUCCA
Mangifera indica (mango) is the source of this 1134-nucleotide messenger RNA. RefSeq names its product psbP domain-containing protein 1, chloroplastic. Gene Ontology annotation, biological process: photosynthesis. The record is from RefSeq and is a predicted model, not a curated record. Gene Ontology annotation, molecular function: calcium ion binding. Lineage: Eukaryota; Viridiplantae; Streptophyta; Magnoliopsida; Sapindales; Anacardiaceae. Gene Ontology annotation, cellular component: extrinsic component of membrane; photosystem II; photosystem II oxygen evolving complex. Bases 127 to 963 code for a protein of 278 amino acids. The transcript has 3 exons.